AAUAGAGUAAACUUAGGAAGUCAAAAUGCGGGCACUUCAUUCAUCGUUGAUAAAGCCACUCCUCCAUCUUCACCUCCCAUUCCCAUUUUCUAUUCCCAUUUUUUCGCUCUCUCCACUUCGAACAAAGUAUCUCCACUUCCACUUCUCCACUACUCCUUCAGAACUAAGCGCCAUGGCCGCCAACAAGACGGCCACCGUCGACGGCAAAUCCACGCCGGACCACGUCGCUGGCGGUUGGUACUCCGUUCCCGACCUACGGUUACGCGAUCACCGAUUCAUCGUUCCUCUCGACUACUCUCUUGAUGACUCUUCCUCUCCUAAAAUCACAGUCUUCGCUCGGGAAGUCGUUACUGUUGGUAAGGAGGAACAACCUCUGCCAUAUCUACUAUAUUUGCAAGGUGGACCGGGCUUUGAAUGCCCAAGACCAACUGAAGCUGGAGGAUGGAUAAGCAGAGCAUGUGAGGAGUACCGUGUAGUUUUAAUGGAUCAGAGAGGAACAGGUUUAUCAACACCGUUAACACCAUCGUCUAUGUCACAAGUGAAGUCUGCUGAGGAUUUAGUUAACUACUUGAGACAUUUCCGAGCUGAUAAUAUAGUACAUGAUGCCGAGUUCAUCCGAAAACGUCUUGUCCCUGGUGCUGGACCUUGGACAAUACUUGGACAGGUUCGAUAGCUUUGAAGCUUUUCAGUAUUUGGUUUUUCUAUCUUAAUGUCAUCGUGUAUUCUCUCAAUAAGUUGUUAAAAAAGACUAGAGGAUUUAGUUAACUACUUGAGACAUUUCCGAGCUGAUAAUAUAGUACAUGAUGCCGAGUUCAUCCGAAAACGUCUUGUCCCUGGUGCUGGACCUUGGACAAUACUUGGACAGGUUCGAUAGCUUUGAAGCUUUUCAGUAUUUGGUUUUUCUAUCUUAAUGUCAUGUAAUAUGGCCAAAUUUUCAUGACAUUUUUCAUGACAUAAUAU
Molecule: messenger RNA, 960 nt
Organism: Nicotiana tabacum (common tobacco)
Lineage: Eukaryota; Viridiplantae; Streptophyta; Magnoliopsida; Solanales; Solanaceae
Source: RefSeq, a predicted model, not a curated record